CCCUGUGCGCGCGCGCGCACACCCGCGCGUCUUCCAUUCUUUCUGGUUCUCUGCGCGUUACGGCGUGAAUUGCACUGGGAUCGCAGCGCAAUAACACGGUAGUAAUCGGCGACAGUGUCGUGAUUCGCAGGGGCAACGGUGCGAAUAAAUCGGCAGUCAUCAUCGCGCGGCGAUCAUAACGGGCUUGUGAGAAAAGGGGAUAAUGUCGUCGACUCUUGGCGCGGUGGAGUCAUGUGGUCGCGAUCAGCUCCGGGGAAGGCAGUGACACUUAGAACGCGCCUCCUGGAACGAAACGUGCCACCCGGAACGCCGCCUUCCGCCUCUUUCCACUAUUGAGAUGAUCGGCUUGACGGUCGAAUUGUUCGUCGCUGGUAUCGCGGCGAUGCGCGUAACGCGAGCCACUGCUCGCGAGAGAGGUGAAACGACGGUGACGACGAAGAGGAGAGCCCGCUGCCGUGCGUGAUCCGAUUUCGCGACUCGUAGACGCACCGCGCGCGCGCGCGAGCGCGAGCGAGCGCGGGUGACAAGGUCGGGCAUUACAAUCAGUUCGCGAUCAGUGAUUGGUGGAUAGAUGCGCUUAAGAUCGGCCCGGAAGAGAAGCAGACGGAGAUCCGAGCGCGGUGACGACGACGACCUAUGGACGAUGCGCAGGGAUCGUUAAAUCAACGAGCGCUGAACCGGUUUGUCCCUGCUCCCUGGUUCGACGCCGAUCGAUCGCCAAUCAUACGAAAUUACCGGGAGGGAAAGAGAAGGACUUACGAGUACUCCGCUCCCGAGAACAACGAGAGAGGGAGGGAGAGAGAAAGAGAGAGCGAGAGAGAGAGGGAAACGGAGGAAGAGAUUUUCAGUAAUAAAUCGGUCGAAAAUUGUUCGGAAUAAUGUUCCUGCGCAUCGACGAUAGGCUAUUACGUUUCGGGGUACUAUUUCUGUUGUGGAUAGGCUCGAGCCGCCAGCAAGAGGAGGACAUACCUCACAAUGAAGUGAAGAACUGGGCCUUAAAAUUUGGCGUUGAUCUGUGGGAGUUUGGUAAACAAGUUACUAAAAUGGGCGAGAUACAAAGGAAAUAUCAUGAAGUGGAGGCAAACAUCGCAAAGAAAGACGGUCUCGUCCUCGUUCGAGAAAUGGCUGCGGAAGUGAAAAACAUGAUGGACUUUAAAAUGAACGCCGUGAUGAGAUUAGUGGAGAGCGCCGAGCAAGCCGCGGUAUCAGCGCCGAGGGAAGGAAAUGUAUCGCCUAAGUAUUACGCCUCGCAUCGGCUUAACUUUGUUAGCGACGAGAAGGGUCCGGCCGGCAUGCAAGAGAUGUUCCUCGCCGCGAAUCGUCACUUCGACCAUUUAGCGGUGAAUGUUAGCUUAUCCGCCGUGCUUUUGCCAAGCGGAGUCAAAGACAACGAACGCGAAGUUGCUUCGGGCAUUCAGUGGAGCGAGUACCUAGAUCUCUUAUUUGUUAACAAUUACGAAAGCGAUCCCACCUUGUCGUGGCAAUAUUACGGAGCAACAACAGGAUUUCUACGUCGUUUUCCAGCGAUAUCGUGGCCGCCGAUGGAGGGCAUCGCCGGGGUCUCGAGACCUUCCUCACAUCAUCGAACCGUGCACGACGUGUACGACUUCCGCAUGUCAAAUUGGUUUGUCGGGGCGGCGAACAGCCCGAAAGAUCUGGCGAUACUAAUCGACAGCGCGACUUACACGUCCGAUAGAAAUCGCCGAUUGGCGAUCGCCACGACGAGGGUCAUCUUGGACACCCUGGGCCCGGACGAUUACAUCAACGUGUACCGCUACGGCGAGAACGCUGAAGAAAUCGUGCAGUGCUUCAAGGACAGCUUGGUGCAAGCGUCGCUGGAGAACAUUCAUGAGAUGAAAAUGGCGUUAACGUCCAUAAAGCACGAGGAUGCUGCCACUAAUAUUUCCGCUGCGCUCAGUACCGCUUUCGAGAUUCUGCAUAAAUACAAUCGUACCGGCCAGGGUAGCCAGUGCAACCAGGCCAUCAUGCUGAUCACGUCUGAUACUGAUGGCCCACCCACGGAAGUGAUAAAGCGGUACAACUGGCCGCACAUGCCCGUUCGGAUCUUCACCUAUCUCAUCGGUGGCGACAAGAGUCCCGAUCUUUGGAAUACGGCCUGUGCUAAUAAAGGAUUUUACGCGAGGAUAACGGACGCGGACGAGAUUCACAAUAAAGUUUUCGAAUACGUAAAGGUUCUAGCGCGGCCUAUGGUGCUCUAUCAACAUGAUCAUCCUAUUCAUUGGAGUCCCGCCUAUGUAGGUGGAAAGAGUAGUAGGUACGGUAAAGAGAAUCGCGGACAGUUGAUGACGUCCGUGACAGCUCCAAUUUUAGAUCGCCGCAAUUACACGGUGAAAACGGCCAAUUUGUUAGGCAUCGUCGGUACUGACGUACCUGUCGAGGAGAUUCAGAAACUCGUGCCGCCUUACAAGUUAGGAGCUAAUGGAUAUUCAUUUAUUGUUGACAAUAAUGGCAGAGUUCUGUAUCAUCCUGACUUACGGCCUCUUCCUGGAAAUACAGAAGUAAGUUACGGAGAAACGCUAAGGCCUUCUUAUAUAAGCGUAGAUCUGUCGGAAGUUGAGCUCGCAGAAUAUGAUGGCCCUUCGGCUCCCCCUAAUAAUUCGCUCCUACUCGAUCAUAUUUGUUUUCUUCAGUUGAGGCGCGACAUGAUCGAUCAAAAAGAAGGAGAAACGGACUUUACAAUCAAAAUGCAUUACGACGAUAUGAGAAGAGUUACUAUUAGACGACAUAACUAUUUUUACAAGCCUAUCGACGGUACUCCGUUCUCCUUAGGCCUAGCUUUGCCGGAAGGCUAUGGCAUGUUUGAACUGCGAGCUGAGCAGGAGAUCAAAUUCGCAAUUAUAAAUGUUACGGAGCAUUUCAAGGGGACCAACUGGAAGGUGCAUCCCGAUUGGGUCUACUGCGAAUACAACUCAGCUUCCGACAAGUUCUUUUCCUCCCCGGAGGACCGCGUCAUGCACUUUCUAGCACGGACGCGCAAACCGGGGUGGAAGUGGAUGUCCUUGAGACCAAGGAGUCCCAGCUCGCAUCACAAACAAGCGAGCAAGCCGGAUAAAGAUGCUUAUUAUUGUGAUAAGAAAUUAGUGCAGUCGUUGGUUCUGGAUGCUUUGGUGACUGAUGGACUCGAUAAAAAGGAGGGGCAGAGAAUGCAUAAAGAGGAAAAUGAAAACCCUAUUGCCAUACUGAUGGCUCUGCUGCACAGUCAAGGCAAGGGUAGAUUUGGUGUCACCAGGAGCUUCAUCGCGACCAGAAGCGGACUCCUGCGAUGGCACGAACAUCAGCAGAACGAUGACAGCUCUGAUGAACCGGGGUUCGCGGAGAGACACGCGAGAGCCAUGGAUUCAUCGUGGUACAAGCGCGCAGUGGAUCAACACUCUAUAGAGCCAGACAGCUUCGUCUUUAGUGUACCGUUCGAUGCAGCCGAAACGGCCGAUCCGCUUGUCACCGCCACCCAUGCAAUUUUUAUCGGAAAAGGUCACAAGGCUCCGGCGGCAGUGGUAGGUUUACAAUUUCAACACUCAUCCUUGGCGACUCAUUUUGUCAACAUCACUUCUACGUGUACCGGUACCGGAUGUAAGAAAAGUUGCGCCUCGGAGGAACUGGAUUGUUACAUUCUCGAUAACAAUGGAUUCAUUAUGAUAAGCGAACGUCAUGAGCACACCGGCAAGUUUUUUGGCGAAAUAGAUGGGACGAUAAUGGAUUCUUUAGUACAAGAUAGGAUAUACAGAAAAGUGAGCGUUAUCGACUAUCAGGGGACUUGCAGUCCACAAGAGUCUCAUCAAUCGUCAGCAUCUCGGACUUUGUCCCAUUCUAUUAUAAAAAUGACCGCAACAAUAGGCAAUUUUCUCUGGGCGUUGAUACUAAGUCUCAACAUUCAAGAUUUAUGGCGGACAACAUUGGCAUUCGCUAACGACGCGAUGCACUCAUUGGAUGAUAAUCUGAUGUUCAGCGAUAACGGGGAUAUGCAUAAUUUUGAGUCACUAAUACCUUCCGACUCGACGGAGGAGGGAGCGUCGGACGAAAACAAUGUAUUCGUUAGAUUUCCGGCAAUUGCACCGGCUACACCAGUCUCGUCGCCAGCUACACGAGCAACCUCCUCUCACUAUCCUCGAAAACUGCGCUCCUGCGAGAAGAAGACGGAUCUCUACAUCUUGCAACCCGAGCGGCUCAAUACUAGUGGCCAGAGCAAUCCUCUCAAAGGGAAGCUCACUAAUUGUCACAUAACUGGAUGCGAGAGACCGUUCAGCGUCCAGAAGAUCCGUCAUACCAAUCUGAUACUGCUGGUAGUCGAUACGCUAUGCCCGUGCGGCAGCAAACAGUUAAGCAUCGAGCCGAUCGAAGCUCUGACGGAACCAGGCGCUUGUACAGCAAGGAGAGAACGCCUAUAUCGACGAAGGCCACCGAAGUGCAUAAACUAUCACCCUGAAGAGAUGGAAAUCAAAUUCUGCGGCGGCGCCGGCCGCUCCUUUGGUUUCUCGUUGAGUCUCGCGAUUUUCUCAUUACUUGUUAUAGUGCGACUUGCGUGACUUUAUUGGGAUUAACCGCACACAUACAUACACGCAUACAGGUGCCAUGCGCACACACAUAUACAUACACGAAUGCAUACAUACAUACAUACGUUUACAAAUUACCUUUUUAAAAUGAAUUUAGCGUUGUCGUUUCUAUGAAACAGUUAUAAAGAAGAGGAAAUUAAGGAAGAAGAGAAACCGUGUGCUCUGAGUUCGCGGAUCGUCAUUACUACAGGCGAAAAAAAUGGUGUGAUAUAUAUGUACAGGGUGUCCCAUAACUCCCUUACCUUCCCGUUAACGGCGUAUAGUUGGACUCAGCCGAGCUCGAAAAGUCCUGUACCAUUUUGCGAUUUUCGCAAGUCCAAGCUAUACGCCGUUAACGGGGAGUUCCGGAGUUAUGAGACACCCUGUAUAUGUACACACACAAUAUACAUACAUAUAUACAUAUACAUAUCUAUGUUACGUACGUUACAUAUCCAAUUAUAAAUUCUGUUACGCGAGAAAGCCCUGAAUAUUUAUGUGUGCGACGAUCUCGUCGCGUGUACAUCGAGAUCCUCGACACCGGAUUCAAGCAAUAAAUGUCCCCUAUAUUAUGAUCGAAUAAGAAAGAGAAAUAGUCGGCAGAUUCAAGUGAGACAAAUUUAACGAUAACACACAGUGGAAGGAAGUUCGUAUUUUAUGUUGUAUCGAAAUAUUUCCUCUGUUAUAAUAUGAGCAAACAGAGAGACAGAGAGAGAGAGAGAGAAGCAUUUCGAGUGCAUUAAUUUUAUUUCUUAUAAAUACUAUCGUAGAAUUUGUAAAUUACGUUAAUGUUCUGAUGUUCAUUCUACCAUUAAAACAGCGACAAUUUGGCCGUAAUAACAAAAUAGUCUUUAAUAUUUUGCUCAGAAAGAGUUUUCUAUUCUACGAAUUCAACGAGUUUCAUAAAGCAAGUUUGCACUUUUAUGUUAAAUAUACAAAAAACCGCGACAAUUUUGCCGUAUUUUUCUUUUCCGUGCGACGGUUUUAAUCGAGGCAAUCGAUGAAUAAUCAUCAAAUCAUCGAUUGGAUUGACCAAUUCGACUUUUGAUAAUGAUUGUCGAAGAAAUUCAAAUAUGUUUAUUAGUAUUACGUUGUUGAAACCGAUAAAAAUUCUUUUAAGAUUCCUGGUUACUUAUUAUGGAUAUUUAUCGUGAAAUUUUACCGUUAUUUAUUUUAUCAUUAUUCACUAUUUGAAUCGGAAACGCCUGAAUCGGACUAGCGAUUUCUUCAUCUAUGUCUUUGAGUGGAUCUUUUUCAAGAUCACUCUGCUUUCAUCGCUUCGAUGAAACAAUGAAAUCUAUUCUCCACAAUCACGGCGCAAGUUACAUUUAAUCUGUAUAUUUCCUUUAAUAGAAAGCAUAUUAAAUAUUAUUUUAAACAAUCCACGAACCACUUCUUUUUACUUUUGUUAGGUGUAUUAGUGCUUUCCUAAUGUCAGUUAUUAUAGUCUCUGUGUUCUUUGAAAACAUUAUAUCUGAGUUCUCUUUAUUUCGAGUAUUUAAGCAUAUAUUGUACAACAGAGCAGUGACAUUUAGACUUCUAAAUCUUGUCCACUUUAUCUCUUAUUGUUUCAUAUUGACGAGUUUGUUUAUGAUACGACAAUAAUCGAUUUGUGUGGCUUAAACCCAAAUUAAUCAAUAAAGAUCAAAUCUGAUGAUGGGUGAGUGUGUUGACCCAUUCUGGAUAUUGUAAAAUCGUUACUAGAAUCGGUUUUCCGUUUAAACGGUUUGAAAUUACUGAGAAUAUUCUCGUAAUAUUAGCCAAGAAUUAUUUUUAUUUUAUAUUUAAAUAAAACCUUUCAUGUUUAAAUGUUAACAAAGAUCUUAUAGCGUGAAGAUGUGAGAUAAUACUCUGAUCGAAAAAAAGCUGCGUACAAUAAACAGAUUUAAAUUUCCAAAAUGAGACAAGGAGACAUCUCUCCUUCAUAAUUCCGAUAUUACACAGUAUUAUACAUUAUUUAUCUGAGCAAAAUCGAGUCUCCCUUAUAGAUAAGAGACUCACUUAAAAGUCUUCCUCCCCUUCGCAUUCCAUCGUAAUGCAAACUGAAUGUUUUUCAUGUUAUCGUCUCUAGAGAUACGUAGAUUGACUACUAAAAUUUAUGUCACUUAAAAUAGAUCGAUGCAGAUAGCGCUCAACUGUGCCGAAUGUCAAAAAUAAUCAAAAUAGAGCAGCAAUAAACGAGAGAUUAAUUUCUUUAUAAUAUUGAAAGAUUCCCACAAUCGAAAAGAGCGACUUUUAUGCACCAUCAUAGUUAACAAGAUACUUUUCAAACGUUUUACAUUUUGGUUAAGUCCAAAAUUAUCUACUAUUAUGUAACUAAAAUUAUGUCAUGUUCUAUUAACAUUAUCAUUAUCAUCAUCAUCAUCAUCAUCAUCAUCAUCAUCAUCAUCAUCACCACCACCAUCAUCAUCAUCAACAUUAUCAUCACCAUUGUUAUUAUUAUAUACAUUUCGAUCGUAUAAUUUUAUUAUAAUAUAAUAAAGUAAUUCAAUUUAAUUAAGUUUACGCACAAGCACAUUAAAAUCUCUCGUCAAAUCGAAAUAUCUCUCAAUUUAUAUCAGAAUUGCUAAAUGUGGCGAUAAAUAUUGGUUUAUUAGUAUAUGAUUAAUUUUAGUUAAAUAUAAAUGAUAUUAAAGAUUUUGUUAAUUAUUUAGUAUAACGGAGUUACCUCCAAUUAUCUUGACCUUUUGACACAUAUUAUAGAGAUCACCUUCCAGAGUAAAAUAUUCAAAAUAUUGAACGUUUGUAGCGUGAUAUUCGGAAACGGAAUUCCUCGAUACAGUACUUGACAUAAACGUUAUAUUCAUUAUAUAGCAGAAUUUCUGUUCGAACGAAAAUAUUAAUAUCGCAAACGUAUUGACAAAUUCUUUGAAAUUUGCUGUGUUGUAUCCUAUCAAAGAUUAUGAAAUAGAACAAGAUGAAAAAAUAUAAUUAUUAUUUGCAGCGAAGUCCCUUCCCCUGCACUUUCUCUCCACAAAAACCUAAUCCAACCCAUAACUCCUCGCUUCUCGUGGACAGUUGAAAAUACAUGUGAAAUCAUCAAAUGUCUUUUGUUAAUAAUUGUUUUUUACAACAAGCGAUGGUUAAAAUUUGCCGAAAGUUACUCGGGAAGGUGACCUCUAUAAUAUGUAUCAAGGUCAAGAUAAUUAGAGGUGACUCCGUUAAACUAAAUAAUUACUAAAUUAAUAACUGCUUGUAUUAAUAUUUAAUUAAUUAGUUGAAAUCUUUGUAUAAAUGUGUGUGAAGGAUCAUCCUAUUAUUUUUUUUAUUGAUUACUGAAUGAUUUAAAGAAAACGCGAUAGACUUCGAGUGUUUCGAAUGGAUUUUUAUAUGAAGAGUUAUUCCUUUUAUUAUCAUUAUUAUUAUUGGUAUAAUAAUGGUAAUUAUUAUUAUUAUCAUUGUUAUUAUUAGGUUCGUUAAACUUAUUCCUUCAGAAAAACGUGAAAUUUGGGGAGAGUAAAGCUACGAAGCUAAAGAUAGAUCUUUUGGAUUUACAUUAACGAAAUUGCACGUGCGCGCGGGAAAUGAUUGUCGCACGAUCUUGCGGAUGAAAUGUUUGUGAUUGCAUUUAUAUCCGGAUGUUGAAUUAAAUUUUUGAGAUAAUGUUACAAAUCCCGGCAAAUAAUAAUCCUCUGACAUGUUACAAAUGAUGAAUUGGAGACAAACGAUAAACAUAGAAAAUCAAUUCACUACAGCUGUGGAGAACUUUUCCAUCCAUGUCAGAAACGCACACACAUGAGAAUUACGUUGCUCCAAAAGAGUAUCGUACGAUAAAUAUCGUGCCGAUUGUUUGUUCCGUAAAAUAAGACGAAUGAAUUUGAAUUAGCUUCAUCUUCACAAUAUUAAUUAAUGUUAAGAGUAACAUUGCGCGCAUUAUUAUUUCUGGAGAGUGUACAUUUAAUAUAUAUAAAAAGAGAAGAUAAACUUACAUAUCUUUACAAAUUUAUCUUUAUCUUUAGAAAUUACAUAUCUUUAUAAAAUCACUUUGUACCUUCCGGAUACGUUAAAAAUUUCCACGGAAUUAUAUUAUAUGGUCAUGUGUGAUACAAUCAAUUGAACUUGUAGUAAUGGCAUUUCUAUGGAAAUUGAGAGUGCGACGCUUGGAGCAACGAAGUAAUCAAUAAAUCACCAG
Ooceraea biroi (clonal raider ant) is the source of this 8679-nucleotide messenger RNA. RefSeq names its product voltage-dependent calcium channel subunit stolid (gene stol). Gene Ontology annotation, molecular function: voltage-gated calcium channel activity. NCBI's taxonomy places the organism in Eukaryota, Metazoa, Arthropoda, Insecta, Hymenoptera, Formicidae. The record is from RefSeq and is a predicted model, not a curated record. Gene Ontology annotation, cellular component: voltage-gated calcium channel complex.